AUGGACAAAUAUGGCGAUAAAAACAGAAUCAUUCAAGCUCAUUUGGACUUUUUAGAGAAUUUGACGCCAAUACGAAAUCCAUCACCGACUUCACUAAACGAAGUUUUUAUUGAGUGUAAUAGAAGAUUACAAGCUCUACGUGCCUUGGGAGAGGAUGUUAAUUCUUAUGGCCGAAUUUUAACUCCUAAAAUUUUACGAGCAUUUCCGGAUGACAUUUGCCGCCGUUGGAUUAUUUUUGCGAAACGACAGGAAAUUUCGGAAGGUGACAUAACAAAAUUAAUACAAUUUCUCUCGGAAGAAGUAGAAGGUGCACUUACUACUCUGAAAAUUAGAGGUGAGCAGUCUGUUCAAUAUGAUUUUAAACCUUCCACUGUUAACCUAUAUGUUAAUUCCAAGAACACUACGUCAAUUAAAAAACGUUCUCCAUUUUAUGCUUUCUGUGAUACUAAUGGACACUGGCCGCAAGACUGUAACAUUGUAACUGAUAUAGAUAUUCGUAAACAAAAGUUAAAAAAUAGUAAUCGUUGUUUUUUAUGCACUAACCGUGGCCAUAACGUAAAUAAUUGCCCUCGGAAAGACAAAGCCCGUUGCUAUAAAUGCAAAAAAAGGCAUCAUGUUUCCAUCUGUAAAACGGUAAGUGAGAAUCCAAAUUUAACUACCAUUCCAGUUACGUCUACUAAUAACGUUGAUAUUAUAACUCCCAAAUUUACUCAUCUGCAAACUGCUCGAGUAUAUGUAAUUGGCCCAACUGGUAAAACAAAAGUAACGCGGUGUCUCUUAGACGGUGGGAGUCAGUCUAGCUUCAUUCAUCCUAGUUUGAUUGACUUCCUGCAACUGGAAAUCACUAGCUCAGAAAAAUUGAACCUUCAAGCAUUCGAAUCUAUUUCAACAAACACUGAAACGAGACGGAGGGUCAAAUUUAUCUUGUCAAGCAUUUGGAGCAACUCAAAAAUAAAUAUACAAGCAUUUGAAAGUUCGAAUACUUAUGCCUUUCAUCCAUCUACUCCACAACUUGUCUCUUCUUUUGCUCAUAGUCAAAAGUUGAAACUUGCUGAUCCAUCAGACAGCUUAAACGACUUACCUAUAGAAAUUCUGAUAGGUGCUGAUUUUUAUUGGACUAUAGUGCAUACUAAAUCUCCUAUCAGACUUUCGGCGACUCAUGUGUUAAUACCUACAGUAUUUGGAUGGAUUCUUUCCGGCAACCGUUCGUUCACUACUAUAGCAUAUUCUUCUGUUUCUUCAGUUCUAAACAUUAGCUCAGAAACUUUGGUACGUGAUCUGGACGAUCACGUGAGACGAUUUUGGGACUUGGAAACAAUUGGCAUUAAAACUAUGCAGGAUAAAGGGAUGACUAUUCGUAAUUCUGAAAUUUUAAGUGAUUUUCACAAUUCAUUUUGCAAAGUUGAUGGCCGCCGUGUUGUAAAGUUACCAUGGAAACCAGAGGUGAUUCUUUCAUCGAAUAAUUACGAAAUAGCACUCAAACGAUUUCAAAUACUCCGUAACAAACUCUUUACUCAUUCAGACUUAAGAGAUAUUUAUACAGAACAGAUGCAAAAUUAUAUCGAUAACCAAUAUGUUGAACUUGCUGAUAAUAGUCCUUGCAAGGAAUCAAAACUAUUUUACUUGCCUCAUCAUAUAGUGAAAAAACAAAAGAAUGACGAAAAGAAAUGGCGAAUUGUAUUUGACGCUUCUUCUCAUACACCAGGACAUCCUUCCUUAAAUGAUGCUCUUGAGCAGGGUCCUAAUUUGCUUCCUGAAAUAUUUGCAACAUUGUUACGAUUUCGACUUCACAAAUUCGCAAUCACAAGCGACGGACGUCAAGCAUUCUUGCAACUUAUUUUGGAUGAAGAGGAUAGAAACUGUACUAGGUUCCUGUAG
This is a messenger RNA of Argiope bruennichi, 1878 nucleotides long. RefSeq lists its product as uncharacterized. The record is from RefSeq and is a predicted model, not a curated record. Lineage: Eukaryota; Metazoa; Arthropoda; Arachnida; Araneae; Araneidae. Gene Ontology annotation, molecular function: zinc ion binding; nucleic acid binding. The transcript has a single exon. The coding region runs from base 1 to 1878 and encodes 625 amino acids.